GGGGGCCGCGUGUGGCGCCGGCGGGGGGAAGGGCCCUUGGCUGCUGUGGGUGCAUGAUCCCUGCUGGGGGGCAGGCUCCGGCUGCGCUUAAUUCUGCUGAGCCGUAGCAUCUGGGGAAUUCAUUUUGUAACUGCAUCCAUGUACGUGCGAUUGUCUUCUUUGGGGGGGAUCUAGGGUGGUGGUCUGAAGAGCCGCGUUUACUGUAGCGGCAGUUGUGGGGAUUUCAAGGGCUGGUCGUACUUGCUUUGUGUUUUGUGGGGGUUCGUGGGUUUUUUUAGGCGCUCUGAAGAGCCGCACUGCUUCUGCUGAACUGUGGAUCUUCUACGGUUGUCAUUGUUUGCCUUGUGGGAGGGCAGCUGGUGGCCCUGCAGGAAGGCGCUCAGGUUGUGUCGGAGGAGGGCUGUGGGUCGGCCUUGCUGUGACUUCCUUCCAGCGUAGGUUAGUUUUUCUCCGGUGUCUCUGAUGCCAGAACAAGGCCCCAGAAUGAACGGUUUCUCUCUGGGCGAGCUGUGCUGGCUGUUCUGCUGCCCGCCGUGCCCCAGCCGCAUCGCUGCCAAGCUGGCCUUCCUGCCCCCGGAGCCCACUUACACCGUGCUGCAGCCCGAGCAGCAGCAGCAGGAGGCCGGGGCGGCAGCCGGGGCGGGGACCCCGACGGGCUCCGGCACCUGCAGCCUGCACUUGAGCGAGCGGGCGGACUGGCAGUACUCGCAGCGGGAGCUGGAUGCUGUGGAGGUGUUCUUCUCCCGCACGGCCCGGGAUAACCGCCUGGGCUGCAUGUUCGUGCGCUGUGCCCCCACCGGCCGGUACACGCUGCUCUUCUCGCACGGUAAUGCUGUGGACCUGGGCCAGAUGUGCAGCUUCUAUAUCGGCCUCGGCUCCCGCAUCAACUGCAACGUCUUCUCUUACGACUACUCUGGCUACGGGGUGAGCACUGGCAAGCCCUCUGAGAAGAACCUCUACGCGGACAUUGAUGCAGCCUGGCAGGCCCUCAGGACAAGGUAUGGUGUGAGUCCUGAGAACAUCAUUCUGUAUGGGCAGAGUAUUGGUACUGUCCCCACAGUGGACCUGGCGUCUCGGUACGAGUGUGCAGCAGUCAUCCUUCACUCUCCCUUGAUGUCUGGCCUUCGGGUAGCUUUUCCUGACACCAGGAAAACCUACUGCUUCGAUGCUUUCCCAAGCAUUGACAAGAUCUCUAAAGUCACCUCUCCUGUGCUGGUGAUCCACGGGACUGAAGAUGAGGUCAUCGACUUCUCCCACGGCCUGGCCAUGUACGAGCGAUGUCCCCGCGCGGUGGAGCCCCUCUGGGUGGAAGGAGCUGGGCAUAAUGACAUAGAGCUUUAUGCACAAUACCUAGAGAGACUAAAACAGUUCAUAUCUCACGAACUUCCCAACUCCUGAAGAAGCUUCCCUGGUUUUACCUCAGUUACUGUGAACGGAAGGAAUGCCCUGGUUUUGCACAUGCUUUAACUGGAUAGCUGUCAGAGCUUUAUACUAUGAAGAGCCACCCUGGCUCCAGGGUGUUCCGAUCCAACAGCUGACGACAUUUGUCUUUUAUACCUGGAAAUUACUCUCCUCAUGCACACAAAUAUGGUCAACUACUGUAAUUCCAACAAUUUUUAGCUUUGUUGCCCUGGAGGAAGUGGGAAUCCUAGCUGCUUAUGGGGACACUUUUUACCUAGUGCUGUGUUAACCCAAGAUCGGUUUUCUCUGGCUCACUUCAGAUCCUUUAUCAUUCAGUCCUACAAAGACUUUUUUCCCCACGGUGUUCUCAGCAACUGUUGGAGCUGCAGCUUGUUUUGAACAAUCAGUCAAGGGUUCAAUCCAAGGGAGUGCUUUCUCUGUAAAGUUUCUAGCUGUGGUAUUGUAACUGGAAAGUUAUUGUGAUAAAGUUUCCCCCUCCUCCCCCCUUCUAGUGUUCUUUUGUUAACUUACUGAUCUUCCCCAGUAAAUUAUUUAAAUACUCUUUUUUGUUUUCCUUCCUGAAAACAAACUACUCGAUGGGGCUAAACUCUGUAACGACCUCUCCAUUAUUGUGUAAAGGUAACUGGAAUAUUCUUAAAGGAACUAGGGAGAAAAUCGCUUUUGUCUAAAAACAAAUGUGUAAAUUUGCUACUAGAAGACUCCUUUUACUAUUGGGAUUGUCUGAACAAUAGCCAUAAGAGCCAUCUCCUGUAAAGCAUUCCUGUAGACUUUUUAAAAGUACUGUACAUACUGGAAUUUACAUUGUGCAUAGGUUCUUAAUUCGUAGUUUUAAUUUAAAGCCUAGUUACAAGAAACGGCAGAAUCCCGGUUUGUAUAUGAUUGAAUACAUUUUGUUAAGAUAUGGUUUUUAUCCCUACAUUAUUUUGCUAUUAAAGUUUUAUAAAAGUUUCCAGGACAGAAAAAAAAAAGUUAAAAAAAAAAGAGUACACAUUUCUGUUUUGAUGAAUUUCUGUAAGUAAAGUUUCAUUGAGCUGAUCUCUUUAGUUGAGAAGUGAUUUGAUUCUCUGACACUGGAGUCGCACAGCCGAAGCAUCAGAAAUGCAAGACACUUACCAAUUGUUACACUACUAGCAUAGGUCUAACUUCUCCAAAUUCCAAGGCCUUAAAUGUACUGUAAAGCCUCAGAUCGUUGUAUAAAUUGAUCAUGGUCGAUUGCAGUUUGUGUCCUGUUGCUGGAAUGCAACACAGUGAUUGUAACGGAAUAAAGGAUGCAUGGAUUAGA
Pogoniulus pusillus (Red-fronted tinkerbird) is the source of this 2704-nucleotide messenger RNA. It is a transcript of the gene ABHD17C, whose product is annotated as abhydrolase domain containing 17C, depalmitoylase. Gene Ontology annotation, biological process: regulation of postsynapse organization; protein depalmitoylation. Lineage: Eukaryota; Metazoa; Chordata; Aves; Piciformes; Lybiidae. The transcript has 3 exons. Gene Ontology annotation, cellular component: endosome membrane; plasma membrane. Bases 463 to 1398 code for a protein of 311 amino acids. The record is from RefSeq and is a predicted model, not a curated record. Gene Ontology annotation, molecular function: palmitoyl-(protein) hydrolase activity.